GCUUCCUCUUUCGUCUGUACGGAGGCGCUGAUGUAUGCCAGUACAGUCACAGAAUAAAAAGCGAGCAUCGCAAGGGGAACCCUCCUGAGUGUCUCUCAGCCGCAGCAUGAUCAGGACGGAGAGCAGGAGAGUGUGGACCUAACAAGACAAUGAGCAGCCUAAUCGUCGGACCCCUCAACACACAGCACUUCAUCAUGGACAGAGAUGACAGGACGAGAAACAAGAACAUUGGAAAAAACUUCAUGUGCCGACUCCAGUGCAUGUUCUCCCACUCGUCGAGCGCUGAGAGGCUAAGUUUAGAAGAUACCCAACAAUGGUCACAGUCACUGGAACGGCUUCUCGAGUCUAAAUACGGACUGGCCACAUUUCGCAGCUUUCUCAAAUCUGAAUACAGCGACGAGAACAUCGAGUUCUGGCUCACCUGCGAGGACUACAAGAAGAUGAAGUCUACUUUCCGAAUGUCCUCGAGAGCCAAGAAGAUUUACGAGCAGUUCAUCAAAGCAGAAUCGCCCAAAGAGAUCAACAUCGACUAUCACACCCGGGAGCAGAUCAAAAGGAGCGUCAAGACUCCCACCUUGAAUUGCUUUGACGACGCUCAGAAGAUAGUUUAUGGGCUGAUGGAGAGAGACUCGUACCCGCGGUUCCUCCGCUCGGACAUUUACAGGACUCUCCUGGAAAACCUCGCCGCAGACGCCGUGAAGGGCUGAGAAGAGCGCGGCCGGGAGAAAGGAGAGCGAAAGGACACGAAAGGCCAUAACUGGAAUGUUUGAGCUCCUUCAGGAGGAAGGACUGGCGACAAAGGAGGAAGGAGGGUCAGCACGGACACAUACCUAGGCCUCGCACCUCGGGCUGCUAGAUCCAGAAGCAAACCUGUGCCCUAGCCAGCCCCGUCAUGGGAGGAUCCCCACACCAAGCACCACACACCUGAGGACUAAGAAGAAGAAGAAGAAGAAGCACAACUAGCCUUCACAAUACUGACCCUGUAGCGUGCUUUUGCACUGGAUAACAAGAAAGCAUCCUUGCCAGCCACUGAAUCAGCAGGCCCAGCUCCGACCACAGAGCUGUGUAAGCAAACCGUUCAGCAGACGCCCUUUGGCCUUCUUUGCCGAGGUGUUUCCUAUGCAGAUAAAGAUAGAGGAUGUGAGACGCGGCGGACACACUUGCUUAACACUGCGUCGUGUGUUGCGAGAGAAGGAGAAUUCAGUCGCACUGCCACAGACUCGAAAUAAGCUGCCCUAAAAAAGAGCUAUCGAAAGACAGCGCUGAGGAAGACGACAAACCCACAGCGCACAGAGGAGUUGUUGGGUGCCACUUAGUUCUGAAAGAGGCCUUCUGGGACACUUUAAAUGAAAAUGUCACUCUCACACUCUUUUUAACCUUGAGUGGGGUUUUAAAAACUGAUGCAAACUGUUAUUUUUUGUGCCAACAUUCAGUAUCUGGAUCAAACUACACCGAGUGAAUAGAUCCAGGAUUAAUAUGUUUCAUGCUAACAAAACAUAAUCGUGCAAAUUGUGUGGAAUCUUAAGCAAAUGUUGCGCCAUAACAACUAAUGACUUCCCAUUUACAGCUGACGUCAAAUUCAACCGCUCAGCGCAUGGCCGCUGGCCAAAGACCGUAAUGUCAAGAGUUGUGAUCUUGUGUAAUAAACAUUUUGAGUUGGAUAAAACUAGAAAUAGGACGUUUCACAUUGCAUGAUAAGAUGUUAAAACUCCCUCUGCGUACCCUGAGAAUAAGCCUUAUUACUCCUUCCCCGAAGCACUUUGUGUGAAUGUGUAGUUAAACAUUGUAUUAUUUAUUAUUCCUUGUCACCACUUGAGUUCAACGUUUGCUGCAGUGUUGAAGUGCUUGUUACAAUGUUAGUGAUUUGAACGACAUUAAAUUAUUUAAAUUGCCUA
Messenger RNA from Mugil cephalus (flathead mullet), 1895 nucleotides. RefSeq names its product regulator of G-protein signaling 21-like. The coding region runs from base 150 to 707 and encodes 185 amino acids. NCBI's taxonomy places the organism in Eukaryota, Metazoa, Chordata, Actinopteri, Mugiliformes, Mugilidae. The record is from RefSeq and is a predicted model, not a curated record. The transcript is spliced from 5 exons.